This is a messenger RNA of Patiria miniata (bat star), 3963 nucleotides long. Its product is annotated as phosphoenolpyruvate carboxykinase, cytosolic [GTP]-like. Bases 153 to 2006 code for a protein of 617 amino acids. The record is from RefSeq and is a predicted model, not a curated record. Gene Ontology annotation, biological process: gluconeogenesis; cellular response to insulin stimulus; response to starvation. Gene Ontology annotation, cellular component: mitochondrion; cytosol. Gene Ontology annotation, molecular function: GTP binding; phosphoenolpyruvate carboxykinase (GTP) activity; manganese ion binding. NCBI's taxonomy places the organism in Eukaryota, Metazoa, Echinodermata, Asteroidea, Valvatida, Asterinidae. The transcript has 9 exons.
GGGCCAACCUGUGGUAUAAAAGCAAUCCGUCUGCUGGGGUCGCCACUGUUAUUUGGGCAUAUCGUCCAGGUAUUUGCACUCUUUCUGGGAGGAUUUUCUGCUAUUCUGGGAUCCGUUUUUGAUAAACAACGUCGGCAAACGUCUCAAGUAAUAUGGCAAGCCUUCCCAAAGUAGUCCAUGGCAACCUGGAUGAUCUGCCGCGCAAGGUCAAGGAGUAUGUCCUGGAGAAGGCCCAGCUGUGCCAGCCGGCCUACAUCCACAUCUGCGAUGGAUCUAAAGAGGAGAAUGUAGCUAUGCUGACCGGGAUGGUGGAGCAAGGAGUUCUCAAGAAACUCACCAAAUACGACAACAACCAUUUGGUGAGGACAGACCCCAAGGAUGUCGCCCGUGUGGAGAGCAAGACGGUCAUCUCGACUCCCAAGAAGAGGGACACCAUCCCCACCCCCAAAGAAGGGGUAGAGGGGAAAGUGGGCCGCUGGAUGUCACCGGAAGACCUGCAGAAGGCGCUGGGGGAACGCUUCCCCGGAUGCAUGAAGGGGCGCACCAUGUACGUGGUUCCGUUCAGCAUGGGGCCCUUUGGAUCUCCCCUCUCCAAGAUCGGCAUUGAGCUUACCGACUCUGCGUACGUGACGGCCAGCAUGCGCAUCAUGACGCGCAUGGGCAAGCGAGCUCUGGACGUGCUCGGCGACGGAGACUUUGUCAAGUGUCUGCACUCGGUCGGCCAGCCACUGCCCAUGGCGACCCCACCACUCAACAACUGGCCCUGCAACCCAGAGAAGACCAUCAUCUCCCACGUCCCAGCCAACCGAGAGAUCUUGUCCUUCGGCAGCGGUUACGGCGGCAACUCUCUCCUGGGCAAGAAGUGCUUUGCCCUCCGCAUCGCUUCUAGUAUCGCAAGGGACGAGGGCUGGCUGGCCGAACACAUGCUGAUCCUUCGUCUGACCAAUCCCCAAGGAGAGCAGAAGUACAUCACCGGGGCUUUCCCCAGCGCCUGCGGCAAGACCAACCUGGCCAUGAUCACCCCAAGCCUGCCGGGCUGGAAGGCGGACUGCGUUGGUGACGACAUCGCCUGGAUGAAGUUUGACAAGGACGGGCGUCUGCGCGCCAUCAACCCAGAGUAUGGCUUCUUCGGCGUGGCGCCGGGGACUUCCGACAAGACCAACCCAAAAGCAAUGCACACCUUCCAGAGUAACACUCUGUUUACCAACGUCGCCGAAACCAGCGAGGGCGCUUUCUACUGGGAGGGACUGGAGGACCAGACUACAAAGGGUGUAUCCAUCACCACUUGGAAGAACAAAGAGAACUGGUCCAAGGCCGAUGGCGUGACAGCCGCCCAUCCCAACGCGCGAUUCUGCGCCCCGGCGUCGCAGUGCCCGACCCUUGACCCCGCCUGGGAGUCCCCAGAAGGCGUGCCCAUCGACGCCAUCUUGUUCGGUGGACGCAGGCCAGAGGGAGUACCUCUUGUGUACGAGACUUUCAGUUGGCAACAUGGCGUCUUUGUUGCGGCUACAAUGAAAUCAGAGUCCACUGCAGCCGCUGAGCACAAAGGCAAGAAGGUGAUGCACGACCCCUUCGCCAUGCGCCCCUUCUUCGGCUACAACAUCGGCGACUACAUCCAGCACUGGCUGAACUUCAAGGACAAGCCGGGCCUCAAGCUGCCCAAGAUCUUCCACGUCAACUGGUUCCGCGUCGACGACCACGGUGAGUUCCUCUGGCCUGGGUUCGGUGAGAAUGUCCGGGUCCUGGACUGGAUCAUGAAGCGCUGCAACGGCGACGACGUGGCCGACAAGACACCCGUCGGGUACGUCCCCAAGAAGGGCACCAUCGACACCAGCGGGUUUGAGAAGCCGGUGGACAUGGACGCGCUGUUGCACCUCCCCAAGGAGUUCUGGCUGAACGAGGUGGAGGAGAACCGCAAGUACUUCGAAGAGCAGAUCGGCACGGACCUACCUCAGGGCCUGAAAGAUGAGCUACACGCCCUGGAAGAACGUGUCAAGGCCAUGUAAGAAGCAAAGGUUGUCUUUAUAAACAAGGGCUUGGCCUUCCUGACGUAGUAUUGAGCUCGGAACUUUCUGAAAUCCUGUUACAAGAACAUCCAAAGGCAGGAAUCAAGUUACAUAAGUUGUGCUCUAACAGUGGUGACCACUAGAUUAUAGAGGUCCAUCAGGUUAUAGGCUAACUUUUUGGUUGAGCAGGCUUGAUAGAAAUACUGAGCCUAGAGUACUAAUACUACGUUGAGAAAGAGCCGACUCCUGUUUAUAAACUUGACAUCGGCCAAACUGCCAAAAUCUUCUGCUGAAGAUCUUACGGUUGCAGUCAAUAUAUUAUGCUUAGCGUGAAACUGUAGGCUUAAACCUAAUUGAAUUUCCUGAAAUAAAAAGUGUUACUAAGAGUAUUAACAAUGUUUAUUUAGAUAUUAAAGAAUAUAGAGUUUUAAACAUGAAAUUUGCUGCUGUUCGACAGCCAAGUUUUAUUAUUCCUCAAAGGAAUAUUUCAUAUCAACUCCUGCCACAAAAUAAGUUGGCAUUAACAAAAAAAAUGACAGUAUUACAAGUUAAUGCAGUAAAGUAAAAACAAAAAUAAUUUACCAAAUAAUUUGGACCAACCGGUGUACAAACGGAAGAAACACAAUAGCAUCAGCAAAAUGUACUAGAAUUACAAGAUGUGUGUUUUGAUUUGAUUUUCAUUGUGAAACAAGUGAACGUGAAAAGGCUGAAAAGUAUACAAAGAAAAGUUACUAAAACUUAGUCUCUAAUUGCGGUAUUUAGGUGAUGUUCUUGAAGUGAUUGUAUUAUGCAGCAUGACUGAACCUUUAGCGGAUACAUGUGUACUUCACAUUUGAUGUAAGCAAAAAGAAAGUAACACAGUGAUAUAUACUUGUAUUACAAUGUACUAAAUGUACUCUUCCUAAGUAGUUGUAAAUGCAAACUGUUGAAUAACUUUCCUUUUUAACCAUUUUUUUUUAAGGGGGUGGAGGAGGGAGGUAAGAUUCCAACAACUCAUUAAUUUGAAACUUGACCAAAACUUCUACCUCCAUUUUAUAACUUGUGAACACAUGAUAUCAUGUUUGGGCCAUAAACAGCCAAAACAAUGUGUAUACACCUGUGGUAUGACGGGAGUGCAGCAUCAUAACUUUAGUUGUGUUUUAUAUCGCAUUCUUGAAAUUACUUUACAAACGGAUUGAUAACUUUGUACUACUUUAGGAAAUUGGCUGAGUUUUUGAAGUUGUGCUAUCGAACUUUCGCCACUGUUCUUUGCAACCACCAAACGGAAGAGAGAAAGAUUGUUUUAAUCAUUUUAAAGGGAAGAUACAACAUUUGCAAACAUCAAAAAAACGAAAUGAUCAAAUUGUCACAAAAUUCCUUACUGGAUUGUUAGGGAAUGACUGUCUAAAGCAUCCUGUAAAUUCAUGGCUCCUGGUGUGCUGACAUUUUCAAGAAAAAUUGUAUUUUGCCAACGGUGGUCGGCCGACCAGCGUUGGCGAAAACUGGCUUUUAAAGAUAACGAAUAAUAUUAAGUUUAACUUAAGGGUAGGCAACUGUUUCUAAGCUAUUCGCACAAAUUGUAACAUAAGUCCUGAGGAUCACUAUUCUAUUUUAGUACAUUGUCUUAUUUUUCCACAACCUAAUCAAGUUUUGUUGAGUAGAUAUAGUCGAUGUGAUAUAAAAACUAUAUCUGGUGUCAAGUGAAGUGACCUACCGCGAGUAUUUUCGUGCCAACUGAGUGGUAGUUAUAACAUGUAUAAUGUGAAGUACCCUCGAUGCUGUGCACAAAACAGAUAACGCAAUAAAUGUGUGGUUGAUUAGCUAACAGCAACAGGGUGAAUAUGUAUAUCUGUAAAACUUAAUUGUGUAUUUUUCUCCUCUAGAUCUUUCCAAGACCUUUUUUACCCUUUGCUUUGAUAUAUGCAUUGAAGUAAUCGUUUGAAAGCAAAUAAAACGCAGAUGUGAUUGCAUAGAAGUG